AUGAACUCUACUAUUUGUUUAGUUAGUUUAUUAGAUAUGUUUGUAGUCAGAUAAAAACAGAAAUACGUAAUGAGUAUGAGAAUUAUGUACUUUUCUUUCGUACAUAACUGGAGCGAUAUUCUGUGUUUUGUAAUCCUUACACGUAUUAUAUUGUAUUUGAAAUAUUUACGAUUUGUUUAAAAAUGCGACCUAGACGAAAAAGAAGUGCAGUGUGGUCACAUUUUACUGAAACGGAGUCUAGGAAAGCUAAAUGUUAAUACUGUGUCCAAGCCCUAGCGGUCCCAAAUGGAGGUGUAUCCAAUUUAUAUAGGCACUUAAAAAAUGUACAUAGGACGCCUGUUGAAGCUAUUGAAAGUCAAUCAGAAAAGCAAAUAGCUGUGGACUCGAAAGAGGUUGAUUAUGAAAUGGAGGUAAGUGUGUCCGAUAAUGGAAGCACAUCGCCGAGAGAAUCAAUGCCGAUGUCGUUGUCUAAAAUGAAUACUAUUAACGAGCUUUCAAAAAUUCCAUCUCGCCGGAAAAGAAGUGCAGUGUGGUCACAUUUUACUGAAACAGGACCUAAGAGGGCUAAAUGUGUACAUUGUGAUCAGAUUCUAGCAUUACCAAAUGGAAAUGUGUGUAAUUUAUUCAGGCACUUAAAAAAUAAACACCAAAUUUUUCCUCGUACCUUUGAAAAUCAAGUAGAUGGGCAAAUUGACAUCAUGAUAAACUCUGAAGUUGAUAAUGAAAUUGAGCUGAGUAUACCUGAUCAGGAAAGCAAAUCUUUAACUCCAAUAAGAGAAGCAUCAUUGACACCACCACCUCAUAAUAAUACUAUUAUUUAUGAGUUUGUAAACCCACCUCAUCGGAAGAGGAGUGCUGUGUGGUCACAUUUUAAGGAAACUGAACCUAAGAAGGCUAGAUGUGUGCACUGCGAUCAAAUUCUAGCAGCACCAGUGGGAUAUGUAUCUAAUUUACAUAGACACUUAAAAAAUAGACACAAGAUUAUACUGAGUACCAUGGAAAAUGACACAAAAGAACAAAAUACUGCAGACACAAUAGAACUUAAAGAUGAAAAUGAAAUUGGGUCUGGUGAUGAAUCAUCAGAUGAUUCAUCACCAUCUCAGACAAGGAGAGUAUUGGUGACACCACCGCCGCACAUCAAUUUUACUGAACAAGUAAAAAGUGCAGUGUGGUCACAUUUUAAUAAAAUAGAUACUAAGAAGGCUGAAUGUGUAUAUUGUCAUCGGAACCUAGUUUUUCAAGAAAGAAAUAUAAGUAACCUACAAAGGCACUUAAAAUGUGUACAUGGAAUUUCACUCCUUGCCGUGGAAAGGCAAACAGAACAGCAAUUUGUUGGAGACACAAUAGACCCUCUAGAUGAAAGUGCAACAAUAACUGAAGCCAUGAAGAUAGGCUUUAUCGGAGGAGGCAGGCUGGCGUUUGCCCUGGCCAACGGGUUUAUUUCAGCUGGUUUGGCCAAGGCCGAAGAAAUUACGGCGAGUUGUCACCCCAGCGAUACAGUCAGUGCUGAAGCAUUUAAGAAACUCGGAGCGACGGCCAUCUUUGAAAACAAACCCGUAGUGGAGCGUUCGGAAGUGGUGAUCAUAUCGGUGAAGCCCGACGUGGUGAGGGCCGCUCUGGAGGAUGUCAAGGACCUCCCGGACUCUAAGAAGAAGCUGUUCAUAUCGGUCGCCAUGGGAGUCUCCACGGCUACCAUUGAAAAGGCCUUGCCAUCAGAGGCUCGCGUGAUCAGAGUAAUGCCCAACACCCCAGCGCUGGUCAAACAAGGUGCCGCAGCCCUGAGUCGAGGUUCCAGGGCUUCGGCCGAAGACGCCAAGAUAGCAGGCGCGUUGUUCCGAGCCGUUGGCACUUGUGACGAGGUGCCAGAGUAUCAGAUGGACGCGGUUACCGCUCUGAGUGGCAGUGGACCCGCUUAUAUAUACAUGCUGAUAGAAGCCCUAGCGGAGGGCGGGGUCCGCUGCGGGCUCCCCCGGGAUCUCGCCCUUCGCUUGGCCUCGCAGACCACGCUGGGCGCCGCCACCAUGGUCAGGGAAGGCCACCCCGCAGUCCUCAAGGACAACGUCACAAGCCCGGCCGGCUCCACAGCGGAGGGCACUUACCAUUUAGAGAAAAAUGGAUUUAGAGCCGCUCUUAUCGGUGCAGUGUCCGCCGCUGCCGACCGAUGCAAAGUAGUCAAUCAACAGUUAAAUAAUUAGUUUAAAAUAUAUAUAAGAUAAAAAUAAUGAGAUAAGAUUAUGCGUUACAAAAUAUUUUGUAAUUUGAUAGAAUUUUU
This is a messenger RNA of Amyelois transitella, 2272 nucleotides long. RefSeq lists its product as uncharacterized. The record is from RefSeq and is a predicted model, not a curated record. The transcript is spliced from 7 exons. Gene Ontology annotation, biological process: L-proline biosynthetic process. Gene Ontology annotation, molecular function: pyrroline-5-carboxylate reductase activity; DNA binding. NCBI's taxonomy places the organism in Eukaryota, Metazoa, Arthropoda, Insecta, Lepidoptera, Pyralidae. The coding region runs from base 405 to 2195 and encodes 596 amino acids.